Messenger RNA from Folsomia candida, 638 nucleotides. RefSeq names its product NADH dehydrogenase [ubiquinone] 1 beta subcomplex subunit 2, mitochondrial. Lineage: Eukaryota; Metazoa; Arthropoda; Collembola; Entomobryomorpha; Isotomidae. Bases 111 to 419 code for a protein of 102 amino acids. Gene Ontology annotation, cellular component: mitochondrial inner membrane. The transcript is spliced from 3 exons. The record is from RefSeq and is a predicted model, not a curated record.
GUUGGUCUCACCUGCUCCACAGCUGAGGGAGAACACAAACUCACUUUUCAUCCUCGGCAGAACACGAAGGGUGAACAAAAUUUCAAAAAUUCUGAAUCACUAGCUGGGGCAUGUUUAUCUCCAAAUUGCUGCCUCUGGGCAGACUUGCCCUGCGAGCUGGGCCUGGACAACGGCAUUUUAUUUCCACCUCUUCUAAAAGAAUGAGCGAUGCUCCGUGGACUUACCGAGAGUUCACACUGGCAGAUAAAAAAUAUGAGAUAUGGGCGGAAGCCGUUGGGGCCAUGAUGUGGUGGUGGGUCUUUUGGCAUCUAUUCUCCGACUAUGAACAUUUAAUUGGCGAGAAAAAGUUUAUUUAUGCAGAGACUUGGACAGAUGAAGAGCUAGGAAUUCCCCCUGAUGAUGCAGACGAUCCAGAAUAAUUCAUACUUUAUAGUCAAUUUAGUUAUGUACAAGUCGCGUAAAUUACGUAGAAUUUUCCCUGCCAAUUGUAGAUAUUAAUACUUAUUAAUACUUAUUCUACAUGAAGAUGUCAACUCGAGGGAUGUCCUCAGCCCAAUAUGCAAUAUGAAUGAAUCCAAUUAAAUUGAAAUCAUAACUCUAAAAUAAAAUGCAUAAUGCUGUUCGGUUUGUUAAACGAG